AGCAGCACAGCGACAGCAGCAGCAGAAGCAGCAACAACAGCAGCAAUGGCCGCUUUCCGCAGAGUGGCAGCACUGGCCAGUAAGCUAAAACUCAGGACGGCGGCGAAUACCGAUCUCAUCGGUGGUCAGACGGCCACUGGAGGAAGUACACGGAAAUGUCUGGCUGUUGGGAUGUGUUUCGCAACGGGAGGCGCCGUAGCGGUUUACUUCUACAACGAUAUGUGGAGCGGUAGAGACAGGAAGAGGAUGGGGAGUCACGGAAACAACAGACUGCUGCCGUCCAUCCCGACCGUUAUUGCAAAGGAGAAGGCACGUCUGUUUGACUUUGAGGACGGAGACGUGUACAUGUCGUCCCAUGAGCAUCGCUUCCGCAUGUUCAGCUCUGUGGAGUACGAUGGGCAGCUUUACAUGACUCCUCAGAACUUCAUCGAGUCGGUCACCAUGAGCGAACCCAAAAACAAGAGGCCCUGGAGGUCCCUGGCCAAACAGGAGCUGGAGAAGAUUUUGGUAGAAACUCCCCAAGUAUGGAGAGGAUCCUCCAAACUGUUCCGCAACCUGAGAGAACGAGGCAUCAUCUCAUACACAGAGUACCUGUUCCUGCUCUGCAUCCUGACAAAGCCCCAUGCUGGCUUUAAGAUUGCUUUCAAUAUGUUUGAUGCAGACGGCAACCAGAUGGUGGACAAGAGGGAGUUCUUGGUGCUUCAGGAAAUCUUCCGGAAAAAAAAUGAGAAAAGAGGGAGGAAAGGAGAUGCGGAGAAGUCGGCCCAGCUGAGUAUGCAGCUCUAUGGAUAUCAGGUUGCCCCCAUGAACAGCGUGCUAAAAAAAGACAGUCAGGAGUUUGUGGCGCGGAGUUACUGGGACGUUCUGAGGCGAGGCGCAAGUCAAGUCCUUUUUUCUGACCUGGCAGAGCGAGCAGAUGAGAGUAUCACAAUCGACACCACCCUAUUGGUCCAUUUCUUUGGGAAGAAAGGGAAGGCAGAGCUUACAUUUGAUGACUUCUACAGGUUUAUGGAUAACCUCCAAACAGAGGUGUUGGAAAUUGAGUUUCUGACUUACUCCAAAGGAAUGACCACCAUCAGUGAAGAAGACUUCGCUAAAAUCCUGCUUCGCUUCACCAAUGUGGAGAACAUCAGCGCCUACCUAGAGAAUGUCCGCCACUGUAUACCUGACGAGAAGGGAAUCACCUUCGAUGAGUUCAGAUCGUUCUUCCAGUUUCUCAACAACCUCGAGGACUUUGCAAUUGCCAUGCAGAUGUACAAUUUUGCUUCUCGUUCUAUUGGACAAGAUGAGUUUGCACGAGCGGUGUAUGUGGCUACUGGGCUGAAGCUGACACGUCACCUCGUACACACCAUCUUCAAGAUCUUUGACGUGGAUCACGACGACCAGCUCUCCCACAAGGAGUUCAUUGGAAUAAUGAAGGACCGCCUGCACAGGGGAGCCAGGGGAUAUAAAUCAGUGGAGCGCGCCACCUCCUUUAAAUCCUGUCUGAAGAAGGAGCUUGCAGGCAGAUAAGUACCAGUAUUUACAACAUAAUGUUAUGAAAAGUUCAUGAUUUUCAAUAUUUUCAUCAUUUUUAUUUGAAAUGUAGAGUGUGAGUAUUCUUUGUUAUUCAUUAUUUGAAAGUGACAACAUCAGCCACAAUAAUACCCCUCACCUUUCCAGUUUGACUUUUAACCAUUUGACUUGAAUAUGACUUAUCAAUAGUUAAAUGGCUUCAAAACUGAUAUCUUCAACCUUUACCUAGAUUCUGUGCCUUUCCCUACUGUAAUGCAGUUUUGAGUUAAGUCAGAUAGUAACAACUUCAUUUCAGUAAAGUGUUCUGUUACAUGCUAAAUGUGUUUUUCACCUUGCUAGCGUUUUCUCUCUUUGAUACCAUGUUAAGAAAUACAUGCCAUGUCUAGAUUUCCUCACUUUAACCAUAACUUGUACUUUCAAAACUGGCACAUUCUCAAGGUCAAGCUGCGUCAAGCUGCAACAGUGAGUUCCUCAGUGUCUUCAUUUUGGAGAAUCCAGAAUGUGCGGACAGCUCAAAUGUAUCUGCAAAGUAUUUUUGGAAUUUUCGUAAACAUGUAACGUAAAUUUCCUCAAAUUAACUUUAUGAGAUACAAAAAAAAACACCACUCAGUUUUGAUGUAAAUGUGAUUUGAAUAUUAAGUUGUCACUGUAACAAUAAUAUAACACACAGUUACUUAGGAAGAACUAACUUCUGGCUCCCAGUGUGACGGUGCCUCUCUCUGCUUUGUGUUUACCAGGUGAAGGGCCGACACCACUCUUCCUUCUCCGGCUGUGUCCGCUCUGGGGCCAGAAGACAAGUGCAGCAGCUGUGGAGGAAGUACAAGGAGAAGAUGUAGAGGAGGAGGAGGAGGAGGAGAAAAGAUGAAGGAAUAAUUCUGAUAAUUGAAUAAAUCAAAUGAAUCUCUUAUAUUGCGUGGCCUGAGUCCACAACACUGUGUUAAUAAGACAGAUCUCCAUCGGACCUCAAACACAGAUAAUAACUACAAGCAUGCCUGAACCCAGUUGACCGACAUCAACACCAUUUACCUCUGGUUUUGGCCGUCAUUCCUGUUGAUCAAAUAUAAUUUAUAUUAUAUUCUAGAUUAGAUUAUGAAUUUACUUUCUGAUCACCUCAACAAGUCAGUAGAGCUGCAACCAAUGAUUAUUGAUAUUUUGGAUAAAUUUUAGAAACGUUUAGAAAAAAGCUAAGAAAACUGUUUUUUUUAUUAUUAGCUUACUGGUUCUGGAUAAUCAAUCAUUUCAAAUGAUCUUUAACAAUAUUAUAUAGAUUACCAAGCAAGUUACAACAUUUGCUAAGUUUUACCAACCCUUAAGAGGUGAGCUCUUUUAAUUACUUAUUAAAUAUAUAAUAUAUUCAUUUUCAAGUAAGAAAACACACUGCACUACAAGGUAUAACAACUGAAAAAGCACAACAUUGACAAAUAAAACACUGAAAUUGAAAAAUGAAUUCGAGCUAUAGUUCAUAUUUAUUGACUUUUCUUAUUUGUAUCUAUCUCGGUGUCUUUUUCACUUAUAUAUUAUUUGAUCACAUCCAGUAUAGUUUAUUUUAUUGUGAGAGAGAGUAUAAACACCAUUACUACAGUUAGGAUGCUAUAUUAUUCUUAUAUUACUACAGCAUGGGUUAUGUCUUUAACCUGGAUGAGACAGAACAGAACACAAAGGAUAUUUUGUAUUAUUGUGAUUGAGAUGUUAUUUGCAGUAUAUGACAUGACUGGAUCUUUAAUGGGGUGUACAUUUUUUGUUGUCUUAGUUGCAUGCAUACCAGUUUAUGUCAAAAUAUAUGACAUAGAUAUCCACAUCAGUGCCUUAUUUACAUUCCCUUUCUCAUCGGAGAAAAUAUCACAUAGCAAAUCAAACUCUGCUACUUAUUCAGCACUGUGUAGCUCUAUACAGCAACAGACUUGCCAAACAUGUGCAAUGACUACAUUAUAUGUGCUACUUGUGUUUUGUGACCCAAUCAUUAAUGUUUUAUAUACAGCACUGAUCAUGCAAUAUCAUGUGUGAAUGUUUGUGAAUUUUUUAGUGUCUUGAUGUGGAAAUCUCGAAUAUAUUUAAAAUAUAUUGAAAUGAAGGUUGUGUGCUGGAAACAUUUUUUCAUGAUGUAAAUAAUUGAAUUUGUCACCACAGUCAGUGGACCUGGUGAAUUAAUUUCCAUGCAUGAAUAAACUAUUUUAAGCCAUU
Molecule: messenger RNA, 3696 nt
Organism: Eleginops maclovinus (Patagonian blennie)
Lineage: Eukaryota; Metazoa; Chordata; Actinopteri; Perciformes; Eleginopidae
Gene: micu3a
Product: mitochondrial calcium uptake family, member 3a
Exons: 14
Coding region: 46-1512 (488 amino acids)
Biological process (GO): mitochondrial calcium ion homeostasis; calcium import into the mitochondrion
Cellular component (GO): uniplex complex
Molecular function (GO): calcium ion binding
Source: RefSeq, a predicted model, not a curated record